UCUAUGCGUGCGUAUCCGUGUCCCCACACGCCUGAGGCUGGCUCCGGAAAGAUGGUCAGGGCACCUCUUCGCCCUGGAGGGAAAGUUGGGAUGACCGGGAACGACUGCGGAAGGCUCGGGGGAGAGCCGCAGUGAGACAGGAUUGACAGACAGACGGACUGGCAGCCAGGCAGGACAGGGGGUGGCUCCGCGGGGAAGAGGGGGGCCGCUGCCACCCGCUGGUGGCUAGCCAUAAACUGACUGCGCGGGGCGCAGCCGAGGCGGCGGCAGAGGCGGCAGCAUCCUAGGUGGCGGCGCCCGCUCCAUCCCUCCCUGCUGCAGGUGGUGGCCAGGGUUCCUUCCUCCCCGCGCCCCGGGAUCUGCUCUGCCUUCGUCAGAGACCGAAGACGAGAGGUGGGGUUGAGAGGGCGGAGCGGGGCGCGGUGGUGGUGCCCGGUGGCCCCCCAGCCGCGGCUGGCCAGAGGAGGAGGAGGAGGAGGAGGAGAGGCGGGAGGGAGAGGGAUGGGCUGCGCUCCCAGCAUCCACGUUUCGCAGAGCGGCGUGAUCUACUGCCGAGACUCGGACGAGUCCAAUUCCCCCCACCAGACCACUACCCUGUCGCAGGGCACGGCGACCACCUUACACGGCCUCUUCAUCAAGACCGACGCCGCCGACGCCAUCCCCUCGGUGCUAGCCUACCAGAGCCGCCAGGCCGGGGCCCCGGGCGCUCGCCGGGAGCGGAGGGAGCUGGGGAGCGGCAGCAGCAGCAGCGCAGGCACCGCAUCCUCUGCCCCGACCACCUGCAGGUUGCGCACCCAUUACUGCUGCAGUAGCGCCGAGGCCGAGACCCAGACCAGCUACACCAGCGUCAAGCAGGUUUCAACUGCUGAAGUACGAAUUGGGCCGAUGAGACUGACACAAGAUCCUAUUCAGGUUUUGCUGAUUUUUGCAAAGGAAGACAGUCAAAGUGAUGGAUUCUGGUGGGCCUGUGAUAGAGCUGGCUACAGAUGUAAUAUUGCUCGAACUCCAGAAUCUGCCCUUGAAUGCUUUUUAGAUAAGCACCAUGAAAUCAUUGUCAUCGACCACAGACAAGACCAACACUUUGAUGCGGAAGCUGUCUGCAGAUCAAUUCGAGCUACGAAUCCAUCAGAACACACGGUUAUACUUGCAGUUGUUUCACAUAUAUCGGGUGAACGUGAAGAAACAUCAGUCCUUCCUCUUCUCCAUGCAGGCUUCAAUAGGAGAUUUAUGGAGAAUAGCAGUAUCACUGCUUGUUACAAUGAACUGAUUCAAAUAGAACACGGAGAAGUUCGAUCACAGUUCAAAUUACGGGCAUGUAACUCAAUUUUUACAGCACUAGACCACUGUCAUGAAGCCAUAGAGAUAACCAGUGAUGAUCAUGUCAUUCAGUAUGUCAACCCUGCAUUUGAAAGGAUGAUGGGCUAUCACAAGGGAGAGCUCAUAGGUAAAGAACUCACUGAAUUGCCCAAAAGUGACAAAAACCGUGCGGAUCUCCUGGACACCAUUAACACGUGCAUCAAGAAGGGAAAGGAAUGGCAAGGGGUUUACUAUGCCAGAAGAAAAUCUGGAGACAGUGUUCAACAGCAUGUGAAGAUCACACCAGUGAUUGGCCAAGGAGGGAAAAUCAGACAUUUUGUGUCUCUCAAGAAACUGUGUUGUACUGCUGACAACAAUAAACAGAUACACAAGAUCCACCGUGAUUCAGGAGACAAGUCUCAGACAGAGUCUCACUCGUUUAGAUACAAGAACAGGAGGAAAGAAUCUAUUGAUGUCAAAUCAAUAACAUCUCGAAGUAGUGAUGCACCAAGUUUGCAGAAUCGUCGUUAUCCAUCCAUGGCAAGGAUUCACUCCAUGACCAUUGAAGCUCCGAUCACAAAGGUCAUUAACAUAAUCAAUGCUGCCCAGGAGAAUAGUCCAGUAACAGUCGCAGAAGCCUUGGACAGAGUUUUGGAAAUUUUACGCACCACAGAACUCUACUCUCCUCAGCUGGGCACAAAAGAUGAAGAUCCCCACACUAGUGAUCUAGUGGGAGGACUGAUGACUGAUGGCUUGAGAAGGUUGUCAGGGAAUGAGUACGUGUUUUCCAAAAACAUGCACCACAGCCAUAGUCAUCUUUCACUGCCAAUCACCAUCAACGAUGUUCCACCCUGCAUUGCACAAUUACUCGAUAAUGAAGAAAGCUGGGACUUCAACAUCUUUGAAUUAGAGGCUGUCACACAUAAAAGACCGUUGGUUUAUCUGGGGUUAAAAGUCUUUGCCCGCUUUGGGGUCUGUGAAUUUUUGAACUGUUCAGAAGCCACUCUUCGGGCCUGGCUGCAGGUGAUUGAAGCCAACUACCACUCAUCAAAUUCCUACCACAACUCCACCCACGCUGCAGAUGUCCUCCACGCCACCGCGUUUUUCCUGGGGAAAGAAAGAGUGAAGGGAAGCUUGGAUCACCUGGAUGAAGUGGCUGCAUUGAUAGCAGCCACUGUCCAUGAUGUGGAUCACCCAGGACGGACCAACUCUUUCCUGUGCAAUGCAGGCAGUGAGCUAGCUGUGCUCUACAAUGACACAGCUGUCCUGGAGAGUCACCACACUGCCCUGGCUUUCCAGCUCACGGCCAAGGACAACAAAUGCAACAUUUUCAAGAACAUUGACAGGACCCACUAUCGAACACUGCGCCAGGCAAUCAUUGACAUGGUUUUAGCAACAGAGAUGACAAAGCACUUUGAGCACGUGAACAAGUUUGUGAAUAGUAUCAACAAACCCAUGGCCGCUGAGGAAACCAACUCCCAUGGUGAAGGCAGUGACUGUGAAUGUAACCCCAUUGGAAAGAACUUUCCUGAAAAUCAAAUCCUGAUCAAACGCAUGAUGAUCAAGUGUGCAGAUGUGGCUAACCCAUGCCGCCCUCUGGAGAUGUGUAUCGAAUGGGCUGGAAGGAUCUCGGAAGAGUAUUUUGCACAGACGGAUGAAGAAAAGAGACAGGGGCUACCAGUGGUGAUGCCGGUAUUUGAUCGAAAUACUUGCAGCAUCCCAAAGUCCCAGAUCUCCUUCAUUGACUAUUUCAUAACGGAUAUGUUUGAUGCUUGGGAUGCAUUUGCACAUCUCCCAGCUCUGAUGCAACAUUUGGCUGAUAACUACAAACACUGGAAAAUGCUGGAUGAGUUAAAAUGCAAGAGCCUGAGGCUUCCAUCUGACAGCUAAAAAGGAAAGGCCACAAAUGGAGACCUCUUAAUCUACAAGCUACACUGUGAAUCAUUUAGUCAUGAAGAAGAGAGGGACAUGUGUAUUUCCCUUUAAAGUGAGGGGAACAGCUGUAGAUUAAGGAGCUAAUAGUUACUACUUCCUCUUAAAUUGCCCAAAUUUCCCAGUAUUUCAUUCCUGGAAAGUUGUGUACCUACCACACAGAUGAAUCGAUGUUCUAUCGAACAAGUAUUUUGAGGCAGGGCGGGUACUUUUCAGGAUCAUGUCCACUGUUGUCGGUUACCCCGUGUGCCUGUGCCCUUGUCAGACCUUGUAACAAGGAAGCAAAUGGCUACUUUACAUAUUCUGUUCACCUGGAUAAUGAGCAUAUAUAUGAAUUAGUGAACCCUCCCAUCUUGUCCUCUUGAGAAAAGAGUACAUGCCACCUAUGACUUGAUUAUUCCUUAAGAGUAUUGAUGUCAAUAAAUAUUCCUUAUGAAAAGCUUCCCUAGAGGAUGGCCACUUCUAAGAAGACCCAGCAUGCAAUGAACCAAACAGCUGGGCCUGAUUACCUGGGGAGAACCCUGUUGGCUUGAAAGCCUUCUUGCCAAACUGUGGUUCCCCUGGCCGGAAGAAAUAUAGGUUUAACCAAAAGAGUACUGGCCUAAUGAUAGCUGCAUCCAGUGGUACCAGGAACUCAUAUGGUUCUCUUUCCUACAAGAGAGAUUCUAAUAAAAGCCAUCCAUAAUGGGGGGAGAGAAAGGAUGUCUUGCUUUGGGGGAUUUAUGAACUUCAUAUAUCUCUAUCCUAUGGAGGCGGCAAUGAAACACAACACUGCACGUAUUAUACAAAAGCCAUUAAAUCUAAAUAUCUGUUCAAGAACUUUUUUUUUAAAGUUUGUAUACAGUUGCUGUUUAAAGAUUUUAUUAAAUCGAUCUACAUUUUCUGGGUCCAAGUCCGUGCAGUGUGCUAUGCCGUAUGCUAUAUGUAACCCUUCUUUUUGCCCACCUACUUGCCUAUUGGACAGCGCUCGUUUGCUUUUAUGAUGUAAAAAAUGUUACAAGAUAUGUAAAUAUGUUAGAAACCAAGCAUAUUGCAGGGUGUCAUUAAACUUUUAAAAUAUGAAUUGUAUGCUAAGAAGCUUCUAAAGCACAAAUGCAUAUUUUUAUACAUUUCCUUUCUCACAACUUUCUGUGCUUAACAUAAAUUCAGAUUUUGGAUUCCUCUUUCCCUUUUCCCAAUCAAUUCCUCUAUGUGUAUAUAAAUACUAGCAACCCAGCAAAUGGUGUAUUUGGUUUUUUUCUUUCAAAGGCUGCUCACUCCAUGCUGCAUCUCUGAGAGGUCUAAGCAGGGACUGAAUGUGACUGGUGAGGGAGCUGCUUUCUCAAACCUUAAAAUUUGCAAAUACAAAAGGACCUGGGACUGGCUCAGAUUUUGUAUGGCAAAGGGAAGUGUAGUCAGUAAAAGAAAAAGAGCUUGUUUUGGGUAGUCAAGGAAAAAAGACAAUGACUGUCAUUUUGCUGCGAACUACAUACUGUGCCAAUGUUUUUCUAUGUUUUGUACUAACAAAUGGAAGCAUUCAUGAAAUUUCCAUGCAAAGAAAUGCACCUAAGCUCUAUUUUUGCUAAAAUUGUAAUGGCAUCUUUGUGGAAGCAGCAGCUACCGCCUUCCGCUCUGUAUCAUAAGGCUACAUUGUGUAUAUUUGAUGAAGUUGUUUUUUGUGAAGUAUUUGUAAUGGCUUUUCCUACAGCUGAGCCCUGUUUUCCCUAUGGUUGUCUUAAUUUGAUCUGUUUGGCCUAAAUUUUUCCUAGUAUCAAGACUUUGGCUUUAGUGUGUAUUUUUUAAAUUUGACAGGGAUGGCAUUUUGAAGAUCUGAUUCAAACUUGUUCCAAAGACAAGAGUUCCAUUUUCAGGAACUAGUUAUGACAACGCAGGAUAGAAUUCAGCAGCUUACACAAGGCAAGAACAAUCUUUUCUAACCAUGUCACUCUCAGGAUCAUUUAUCAGGAGACUGACAUUUUCUAUAUGAAACAUUUCAUUUAACUCAGUGUUAUGUCAAAUUGAUUCCAUAUCAACUACAAAAUUAAUGUGGGAAUGUUAAAUGCUUUAAGACAGGCAGGUAAUAAAGCUCAAACGCAGAUUUGCUCUUUAUCUACCAGUAUAAUCUGCAGACUUCUGAUGAGUUGCUAAGCUCGGAGCUCAAUGUUCCAUGGAGCCAAUUUAAACAAAGCAUGGGAUUCUGUACCAUGUGUGUAUCAAAUAGGAUUCUAAGAUCAAGGCCCUUACAGCUGACUAAAAGAAAAGUGGGUAAUUCACUGCCCUCUUCUACUGAAUAGCUUCCCAGCAUUACAUGGGGCUUCAAGGUUCUGGAAGAAAUUAGACAAUGUGAGGCUCUCUACUUUUCUGAGAACAAUAAUAUUAACUAGAAAAAGAGAAGUUGAUCUCAAAAUGGUCUUUCUCCCUUUCCUAUUGGCCUGAACUAGGUAACACACUCUAUGUUUUAUGAGAAGUCCUUGCUGUACCUUCAUAUGGAAGACUACAAUUUACUUGCUUCAAUGUGAAUGUUGGCAACUUUGCCUUCUAGGCACAUUCUCCAUUCAGUCAGACCUGAGCCUACCAAAGGGAGGUAAAUGGAGGUGAAGAGUAGGUACCCCUGUAUCUGAAGCCUUUAAUUCUGUUACAGAGGCUAUGUGUUUUAUCAGUGAUUGAUAAGCUAUGUCACUGAGUACUGGUUCCACUAUGGUGGCAUAUGUCAUUUUGUUGAUAUGAAGUACAUUAAAGAGACUACAGAAGAAAAAUACAUACAGAAUAUUCCCAAGUCCUGGCUAUAAUUUAGUGCCAUAGUUAGAAAGUUCAACUUUGAGCACACGUGAUUAAGUGGGCAGCAAGAGUCAAAGCCCCUGCCAGAAUAUAGAAUCCAUCCACUGGUUCCUAUGAUAUUAGUGCUUCCCUCCUAUCCUACUAUAUUAAAAAAAAAAAUCCACCUCCUGGAAAUUAAUGUAGGACUAGCUCAAUUAAUGAGCUGUGAUCUGUUCAUAAGCCAAGCUGCUAUCAAUCUGUCAGGUCUAAAAAUCUGCUAUUUCACUGAAAACUUAAAAGAUAAUGUACCAGAGAAUAAUAUUCAUUGCGAAGGACAGGCAUAUACAAAUUUAGUGUACUACUGCUUCCUAAAUUCAACAUUUGGGCUCUAUUAUUUCACUCUGGGUAAUCUUCUAUUACACAUUCCUGUUUUCCACCAGCAAUUUAAAUUGUUUGGCCCAUAGACUCUUGUAAGGAGAAAGUUUAUGUAUGUAUGAACAGUUUAUAAGUAUAUCUACAGAGUAUAUAUUCUGGAAAUACAAAGUUAGCAAACGAGGGGCAGUGAUUUAUCUAUUAAUUCCUGUGUAAUUUGUUGAGGAUGCCUGAAGACACUGCCUUCAUUCAUGGCAUGAUUCAGAAUUUAUUAGGCAAAAUCUGGUCAGUAAUGGGUGGAUAAUUUGUAUUUAGGAAACCCAAAGAUUAGAAAGGGCCCCUGAGAAUUCAGCUAGUGACACCUUAGCUAAGACCUUACAGGAAAAGAGGGUCAUUCCCAGACAGUCUAUUGUUUUUAAAGCCCUUAAAGAUGAUUCUAUAUUUCAGGUCAAGGAGCAUUUAUUAAGCACCUGCAUCGUGCUAAGCUUUGGAGAUAAAAAGACAUAAAACCAAAUAGUCCCUGGCCUCAAAGAGCUUACAUCUUACUCUGGAAUAAAAGGAGAGUAAAGCAUCCCUGAGAUGGGCCAGCAAUAUAGAGGAGAUGGCUUACUGCAGCAAGUAUUGCUCAAAUUUCCCUGAAGUGAACCAUUUCCUCCUCCAAGAUCAUCCUUAAGAGAUAAUUCUCACCUCCAAAUGGGAGCCCUGGCCCUUCUGUCUCCAUCCCCCUCCACCUAAAGGAACAAGAAGUCUGCUGUGAUCACUAUGAAAGCAUUUCAGAAGGAUAAAGAGAAAGACUAACCAAAUCCAGGCGGAAUAUCAGUGAGAAGUCAAUGAAAUCUGAAAUGAAGUACAGGCCUAGCUGAUUAGUUACAUGUCCAUCCUAAGGCCCAAUUUUACCUGUUCACUUCAGUUUUGCUAAAGGGCCUCAGUUUAUAAAUCAUCGGUCACUCAUUAAUAUUAUAGGGAUCUAAUCUUUACCUAUUUUAAGAUUGAGUAAAACCCAAACUAAUAUCAUCUUUGUUAUUACCUUUCAGGGCUCAUAUUUUUCAUCUGGAAGUUGUAGGUGUUGAACAGCCCCUUCCAAACUUAAAAUUAUAUGAUUUAAUCUAAUUAUUCUGGUAGUUAUCAAAGGUAAAGACUGAUUUAAACAAAAGAAAAGGUAUUUGAAGAGUUCAGUUAAAGGUCUGAAUAAAGUUUUCUUAGCUCCUGAUUCAGAAAUAAUGUAUACAUUGGAAGAAAAAUACCUUUUGAGAAAUGAUUAAUGCAACUAUGACAGGCAUACUGUUGAAUUCCCUUUAUUAAAAUAUUUUCACUCAAGUCAUUUAAUCUUACUUUAAAAUAAUUCUAAAAAUAAUCCUACUCAACUUUUUAAAUGUGUGGACUCCCAGUUUCCUCCUCACUCCUAGCUCUGAAAAAAUGAUGAAGGAAUUAGGGAUAUGCAGUAAUCUAAUGACGUGGCGAUUAGGCUAAAAUGUAUGAUAACAUGAUUAAAUAUUAGGAGUCAUUGAAUAAAUGGAGCCUUUUUUCAACUUUCAUUUCUGAGUCAUGUUAAAAUGAAUAAUGGGAGCCUCUGUCCUUCAUUCAUUAAUGACUAGCUAGUUGAAUCUUGAGCUAUCAGCAGCAAUUCCCUUGCCCCAAAUAGCUAUGCUUCUUACCAAUUCAGCUUUCUGUCCUAAAACAUCUGAGGGGAUAGCUGCUGUUCCAGUACCAAUCAAGCCAGUAACAGUUUAUGUCAGUUCACACUGGGAAAUAGCAUGAGAAAUUUUUUUCAGUUCAAUUUCAAUUCUGGUUAAAAUGAAGUCUUUAGAAUAAUGCUUUGGGUUGAAUUCCAGCAAAGGGAGGAGGAAAAAAAAAAAACAAAAAAACCAAAACCUACACAUAGAAUCCCAAUUGGUGUCAUGCUCAUUUAGAUUUUAGGGACUAAAGAAAAUAGAAUUUCAUUUAAAUAUUUAAGCCUAGUUGUCAAAAGAGGGAAUAAAGCCCUACUAAGCUCAAAUGGCUUUUUAAGUUUCACAUAGUCAUUUAUCCCCAUAACAAAUUCAAGGUAGCCUUAUAGAGUACUAAUGGUAUUCGGAGACAAUGUGAUUAGAUGGGAGGCACUGAUUUCUCCCAACCAUUCUGAGCCAGCAGGGUAUGACAACAGCUUCCUUACCUGCAAAAGAAGGGAGCUUGAAGAGGUUCCUUUCUCUCCCCCUUUCCCACUCCACCCCAAUGAUUCAAAGAAGAAACUCAAAACAGAACCACUUCAGUCAAAAUCACCGUACCUGACAAAGGCAGACCAAAUCUCUAGAUGUCCUAAGGUUAAACUUAGAUUAACUAUCAAGCCUUUCAAAAUCUCCAAGGUGUCAUUUAAAGACUGUCAACUAUAGAUUAAGUUCCCUAAAGGCAAAAUCACAGGAUUAUAGAUCCUGGUAGGAACCACAAUAGCCAUUUAGUCAGUCCCCCUCAAUUUACAAAUGAAGAAUUAGAGUCCCAAAGAGAUCCAGUGAUGUCCCCAAGGUCUUCUAAGUAACAAACAGCAAGAGGUAGAAUUAGUACCCAGAUUCUCUGACUCCAAAUCCAGUCAGUGUCUGCUAGUUUGCAUUCUUGUAAAUGCAAACCUUAGGGGCAGCUAGGUGGCAUAAUGGAUAAAGCACCGGCCUGGGAUUCAGGAAUACCUGAGUUCACAUCUGGUCUCAGACACUUACUAGCUGUGUGACCCUGAGCAGGUUACUUAACUCUA
Molecule: messenger RNA, 9058 nt
Organism: Dromiciops gliroides (monito del monte)
Lineage: Eukaryota; Metazoa; Chordata; Mammalia; Microbiotheria; Microbiotheriidae
Gene: PDE8B
Product: phosphodiesterase 8B
Exons: 22
Coding region: 502-3186 (894 amino acids)
Biological process (GO): signal transduction
Molecular function (GO): 3',5'-cyclic-AMP phosphodiesterase activity
Source: RefSeq, a predicted model, not a curated record